This is a messenger RNA of Toxotes jaculatrix (banded archerfish), 3926 nucleotides long. It is a transcript of the gene mynn, whose product is annotated as myoneurin. Gene Ontology annotation, biological process: regulation of transcription by RNA polymerase II. The transcript has 9 exons. Gene Ontology annotation, cellular component: nucleus. The coding region runs from base 651 to 2834 and encodes 727 amino acids. The record is from RefSeq and is a predicted model, not a curated record. Lineage: Eukaryota; Metazoa; Chordata; Actinopteri; Toxotidae. Gene Ontology annotation, molecular function: DNA-binding transcription factor activity, RNA polymerase II-specific; RNA polymerase II transcription regulatory region sequence-specific DNA binding; protein binding.
UUUCCUCAAACAGUUUAACGCAGCCGGUGACAUGUUUGCACGGCUCGUAGCUGAAAUAAGCGUUUCUAGCAUUUUGUGCCAACUUACGUCGACACCGCCGGUACAAACCGUCAAACCUUCGAAAUAAGAGCACAAUGUUUUCCGCGCUUUUUACCACUACGAAAACAGUUAGCUUUAGCCUCAUAAACUGUUCACUCUUGUUAGACACUGAAGGACUAUAAUGACUUCCGAGGCGGCUCGUACAGUACACAGAGUAUUCAUAAAUCUGUGUGAGGCGACAAGCGGCCACCAGAAGUCAUUCUGACCUAUGUACGACACCGCUGUUAGCGUUAGCCGGACAAGAAGGCCUGCUCAGGAAGCAGGCGGGAGCUUUUAUUUUCCAAAACUGUUUCUCCAUCUCACCUGUCAGACUGCUGAUUCAGAGGAUUAUAUCUCUUGAUAAAUAUUUAUUUAGGUGGUAAAUUCUAAUUAAGGCUGUCGUUAUGCUCCGUGGAUUUCCUUUCUACGUGUCCCCAUGCUCUCUUUUUCAUUCCUCACUGUCCCCAACACAGAAAUCUGCAAUCCAAGAGGAGGUGAAGCUGUGUCUCAACUUCUCAGCAUCACUGAUACACUACUGAGACUCUGACAUUGGAUUUUCUCCAGCAGCAGAGAUGACUCAUGUCACCAAUCACGGGAAGCUGCUCCUGCAGCGUUUACAUCUGCAGCGGGAGAUGGACUUCUUGUGCGACAUUACCAUAUUGGUGAGAGAUGUGGAGUUCAGAGCUCACCGCAACAUCCUGGCGGCAUUCAGCAAGUACUUUUCCUCCCAGGCUGAAAAAGGUCAAGAUAUCACGAUCUUGGACCCUGACAAGGUCAGCCGGUACGCCCUGGAGAAGCUGCUGGAGUUUAUCUACACUGGACAGAUGAACCUCAGCAGCACCAGACAGGCAGCUGUACGUCGAGCAGCUGUGUUUCUGGGAAUGUCUGAUGCCACAAAAUAUCUGGAGGAAAUCCCUCACUGGUCCGAGCCGAGCGAAACAUCCCAGUCAGAGGCAGAUAAAGAAGCUGGUCUCUCUCCUCCCAGUCCGGCCUCUCCGGGCAGCCCCAGUUCCCCAGUUGCCCUGUCUAUUGUCUCUGUCGCAGCGGACUGGACUGAGGAGGGGAUGGAAGGCAAACAGCAGGAAGAUGAGACCAAAGAUGAAGGUGUGGAAGAAGAAGAAAAAAGCGAUGAAGAGUACACCCCCGCAACUCCAAAGAGCGCUGGACGAGGACAGGGCAGGAAGAGAGGCAGAAGGCCGAAGAGUUUCAGUGGUGAGCAGGCGGAGCCCAGCAGCUCGGCUGAUGGCACUCCAAAAACUCAGAGCUACAGAGGGAGGGGCAGGGGCAGAGGGAGGGGCAGGGGCAGGGGGAGAGGAAGAGGAGGUUUUAAAAAUGAAGAUCUGUCUUUAGAAGAUUCUGAUACAAGUGUGAAGGACUUCGGGGACACCUCUGCAGACUGGAGCCCCUCGCAGGACGAUGACUCUCCGGCCAAGAAACCUCGACUGAGCAGCGGAGAGGGACGGAGAGGACGCGGCCGGGGGGGACGAGGGAGAGGGAGGGGCAGGGGCCGAGGCAGGAGGAGAACCAUGGAGGAGGGAGAGGAGAGCGGCUCGGUGGGGGCUGAUGAUGAGGAGGAGGAGGGUGAGGUGGGGGAGCAGGAUCCGUCAGAGAUGGAUGAGCUGUCGCUGUCGUGCACCGAGUGCAACAAACUGUUCAAAGACGCGAGCAGCCUGCGCCGACACGAGAAAAUCCACAAGGGGCUGAAGCCGUUCGUCUGCAUCUUCUGCUCCAAAACUUUCAGACAAGCUACACAGCUGAAGACACACCUGCGCAUACACACAGGUGAGAAACCCUUUAGUUGCUCCAACUGCGACAAGUGUUUUGCUCAGAAGUGCCAGCUGGUCGCUCACCGCCGGAUGCACCACGGAGAGGAGAAGCCUUACACCUGCGAGCGCUGCGGCUUCAAGUUUGCUACCUCGUCCAAUUACAAAAUACACAUCAGACUGCACAGCGGGGAAAAACCGUACGUGUGUGACAUCUGUGGUCAGGCGUUUGCUCAGUCCAGCACCCUGACGUAUCACAAGCGGCGACACACCGGAGAGAAGCCGUACCAGUGCGAUCUGUGCGGCAUGUCGUUCUCCGUUUCCUCCUCGCUCAUCGCACACGCAAGAAAACACACAGGUGAGACUCCGUACAAAUGUUCGCAGCCGAAAUGUGACGCGCGCUUUGUGACGUCUUCUGAACUGAAGAAACACAUGCGACGGCUUCACCCAGAGGGGAACACCGGUGUGCAGUGCCUGCUCUGUGGAAACAGAUUCGCCAGCGUGAAGAACAUGAUCAAACACCAGGAGAAGGCUCAUGCUGAUGAAGUGCGGCAGCACAAGGAGAGAGCCAGAGCUGUGGUCCUCCUGGCCUCCAGUCAUCCUGUGGCCUUCGUGCAGAGCAAACUGUCCCAGGAGAACAAAGGUUUAGUGUCCAUCCCUGAAGGCGAGCCGGCCAACCCUGAACCAGCCACUCCCAACCCCAAAGCCACAGCUCCGUCCGCAGACGCCGCCGCCGCCACCGAAACUGAUGCUGCCACCACCACCACCGCCGCCACCAUCAUGGAGGGCUUCAAGUCGGAGCCCACUCACCCGCCUAUCACCUCCACCGACCAGGUGACCUUCGAUACUGACCAGGAGCAGACCAUCAACUCGGACACCCUCCACGCUCUGGUGGAGCAGCUGCGGCCGCCGCCCUCCCCGGCCCAGGGCCUGGAGCAGAUUGUCAUCAUCAGGACAGUGGACACCGCCGAAAACAACCCUCCUCAGCAGUGAGGUCCGAGCCGCAGCAGGGUCAGAGGUCACUGUGGUGCGACAUUUCACUUUUUAACACACGAGCUACAGUCAGCCUCAGUGUCAAGGCUCAGAUUCAGUCUUAUACAGUCGCUCUGUGCUGAAAGGUGGAAAUGUUCUACAGCAUCUGAACAUCUCUGCUCGUUUAGAGCCAUGUCUCAUCACUCAAGUCGCUCUGAUUAACGUGUCAUGUGACAUCACUUCCUGCUCUACCUUUUCUUCCAGUGUAGAAACCGAGUUUUUCAUCCACUGUGGCUGUUGAGUUUCAUUCUGUACUUUAAUUUCCCCUCGUUGCCAAGAGACGUCAGACUGACUGGUCUUGGACUAACUGGUCUUGGACUAGCUGGUCCUGGACUAGCUGGUCUUGGACUAACUGGUCUUGGACUAACUGGUCCUGGACUAGCUGGUCUUGGACUAGCUGGUCCUGGACUAGCUGGUCUUGGACUAGCUGGUCCUGGACUAGCUGGUCUUGGACUAGCUGGUCUUGGACUAACUGGUCUUGGACAGUGGUGUGUGUGGCUGGAGACACUUUUCUGUUACAGCUCAGCUGCAGAUGAGAAACUAACAGGAAUAAAAAAACGUAACCAGAUCUAAAUGUUGGUCAGAUAAACGUGUAACAGGACAAACAAUACAACUGUCGCAUUGUUUUAAUAGGUAAGUAUGUAGUUAGUAUAAUCCUAGCUAUCACCAUGAAAUAUGAUUUUAUUUAUCAGAAAUGUUUCACCUGUACGUGUUUGACAUGUGAUGGUGGCUUUAUUAAUGUAAACACAGCCCUGUUAAUGCAAACCAAGGUUUUUCUUUCAGUGUAAUAUGGUUAGUGUUUUUCUUUUGUUCUUGAAAGCAGCAGUUUCAGGUUUUAUCAGAAAUGUUUGUGCUUCAAGUUUGAAAACUGCAUCAUUUACAGUGUUUCUACCACUUAAAGUAGCUGUUUUUCUUUUUUUCUUCCUUUCUUUUUUAUUUUGGAUAAAAUGUCUGCAGUACUUGUACAGAAAUGUGAAUUAGAUAUAUACAAGUUCACUACUGUGUAAAAACUGUACAACUGAACAGGAAAAUAAAAUUAAAAACAAAAUGGAA